AUGGACGCCACCGACCGGCUAAUGCCGGGUCCCGAGGGCAAGACACCAAGAUUCUACGAAGUGGAUCGAGGCAACAAGACUGAAAGCUAUAUUAGUGCAGUGUCUGGUAACCCAGUAGUCCCUGAACACAUAAUGCUUAAAGAGCAAGCACCGCCCGUCGAGGAACCAAAGAAGACGUGGGAGCCUCGACCGCCGGUUGUGGCGAGACCCAAGAACCCAGAUCAGAUCGGAUUGAGUGAGGAGGAGCUAGAGCAGUUUAGGAAUGAUCCGUGUUGGAAGUUUAUCAGAACCGCCCUCUUCAUCCUCUUCUGGCUUAUCUGGCUCGCCUUAUUCGCCGCCGCCAUCCUCCUCGUCUGCCUAUCCCCAGCUUGCAUCGUCCGUGAGAAACCUAACUGGUGGCAGACAGCAGUCGCCUAUCACGUCUGGGUACCAUCCUUCCAAGACUCGGAUGGCGAUGGUGUCGGGGACGUCGACGGGUUGAUAGAUCGGUUGGAUCAGUUGAGAAAGUCGGGAGUCCAAACAGUAUGGCCUUCUCCGUUUUUGAUAUCCGAUGACGAUAAGACAGCGGUGCGAAGUUUCAGUCAAAUGGAUCCAAAGCUUGGUGUGAAUCAGAAGGCGGAUGAGUUGAUUCAAAAGAUUCAUGAAAAAGAGAUGAAAAUUGUGAUAUCUAUUCCAAUCGCGACGACAUCUCUAGAACAUGAAUGGUUCCUGAACUCGGCCUCCGCUAGCAAGACACCCAACGCCAACUAUUCCCAAUUCUACACAUGGGUCAGCAAGGCGGCCGACUCUAACUUCUUCACAGAGCACAAAAAUCUCUUCUAUCUUCAUGAGAAAGGAAACUCCAAAUCCGCCGUACUCAACUGGCAGAAUAGUAACCUCCGCGAGCAUAUGUUCAACGCGUUGUCAAGUUGGAUCGAUCGAGGAGUCGAUGGGUUUGAGCUACUUGGAAUUGAGUACUUGGCAAGGACACCAAAUGGGACGGAGCCUGAGUGGAACGCGAUUUAUGAUGUGAUCCGGGAUAUUCGAUUCCAUGUGGACACUUAUUCGAAUGAGAGUACAAUUGCGAAGGGGAAGAAGAUCGCUCUAUUCUCUACCAGAGAAGAAGCCAAAGAAAAAGACAAAAAGCGAAUGGCGAAGAGCGGUAUGGACACGGUGAUCAACUAUGAAUUAGGAGAAGUUGAAAAGGAUACAAAAAUCUGUCACAAAAACGAGGGAUCUGUGGCUACAUGCGUUCAUGAGAUUCUAUCCGAUGUCUUGUUGUUCCACUCGCUCAAUGAGCAAGUUUGGCCGCAUUGGAGGUUUGGCUCCCCAGACCUUGCCCGUCUCGCCUCUCGUGUCGGCUCCCGUCCUCAUGCUCAACUCCUCAUGAUGCUUCAAAUGGUCCUGCCUGGAACUAACAAUAUCUAUUACGGAGAAGAAAUCGGAAUGAGAAAUCUUGCCAAUGACUCCCGUGUCCCACCACAAAAGGGUGCGAUGCAAUGGGAUGAUUCUCUCAAUGGAGGAUUCACUUCUGCCAUGAGCCCACCAGUCCCAUCGAAUAUCGACGUGGCGAAUAUUAAUUGGAAGAGACAGUACUCGGAGCCACAGAGCACAUUGAAGAUUUUCGCGAAAUUGGCCAAGUUGAGGCAGAGAGAAGAUGCAUUGAAGACGGGGACUACGUUGAUUGGAAGGCUGGUCGAUGGAGCAUUUACGGUGACGAGAUUCAAUAAUUUCGAGAAUCGGACAACGGGAAAUAUCUACGUUGCCGCCCUUAACUUUGCCGAGCACCCUGUUAAACUCCCACUCACCGACCUCCCGAACAAUGAGAAGCUCCAAAAAUCUACAAUAGUAACUGCCACAUCCAACUGCGAAGUCUACUACGCCCGUCAGACCGUCGACCUUGGCGGGAAGGAAAUCGAACUGGAACCGAAUCAAGGCGUCGUGUUUCGUUAUUCUGCUUAG
Caenorhabditis remanei is the source of this 1941-nucleotide messenger RNA. RefSeq lists its product as uncharacterized. Bases 1 to 1941 code for a protein of 646 amino acids. The record is from RefSeq and is a predicted model, not a curated record. Gene Ontology annotation, biological process: carbohydrate metabolic process. The transcript has 9 exons. Lineage: Eukaryota; Metazoa; Nematoda; Chromadorea; Rhabditida; Rhabditidae.